CCAGCCCCGUGGGGUACCCAGGGCCAAGGGGUGCCCAGGCCCAUGGCGUGCCCAGCCCCGUGGGGUGCCAGGGCCGAGGGGUGCCCAGCCCCGUGGAGUGGCAUGGCUCAGCCCCACCUUGCUGAGGGGGGGGAGGAGGUUGUGCGUGUCCUGGUGCCACCUUGCAGCUCCCUCACCCUCCUGAGCCCCCUGACCUGGUGCCGUGCUGGGGUCAGGCCGUGGGGACCAGGGACAGGGGUGAGCUGGGGCUGGGGGCACUGUGUGCGUGUGCCAGGGGUGCGUGUGCCAGGGGUGCAUGCGUGUGGCAUGUCUGCACACACACACCUGGGCAGGCAUGUGCUGCAGGCGCAUCAGUGCUGUUGUGGGCAUGCGAGAGUACUGCGUGGGUGCUGGGGUGAGGGGUCUCCGAGUGUGAGUGUGAGUGAGACUGCACGUGCACGCGCAGCAGGGUGCGUGUCGGUGGAGGGGGGGUGCUCUCUGUGCUGCGUGUGCGUGUGAGGAGGGGGUGGGGCGGGCUGUGUGGCACAGCUGGUGACACUGCGUGUGCCCAGAGUGUGGGGAAGGAUGGAGCUGGGCUGCGGGGGUGCCCCGAGUGUGGGGAGGGACAGAGCUGGAGCACUGGGGUGCCUGGAGUGUGGGGAGGGAUGGAGCUGGAGCGUUGGGGUGCCCGGAGCGUGGGGAGGGACGGAGCUGGGCUGCGGGGGCUGCGGCACGCCGUGCUGCGUGCUCGGCCCAUGCCAGGCCGUACACAGGGUUUAUGGCCGUUCCUCGCGGCUCGCUGGGUUUGGGGAAAAGACUUUAUCAGCUCCGGUCCAGAGAGCAAGGGCUGAGCUGGGUGAAGGCUGGGCCGGGGCUGGGUGGCCUUGGCACGUGCUCCAGCACCCUGCGGGCAGGGCGAAGGCCUCUCCCCACCGGCUGCUCAGCACCCCCAGCCGGGUCUCGCCCCCUCCUCACUUUUCUCAGCACUCUGCCCACGCCUGGGGCUCAGCCUCUGGGUGCCACCUUCUGUCCUGCAGCAGAGACGCCCCCACCCCACACCACCCCCAGGGGGGCCGGGGGUGCCCCACAGGACUGCCUGGGGAGGGGAUGGGACGCGAGGGAGCCUCUGCUCGUGGGGCUGGAGGUGGGGAGCAGGCACUGGGCGGGCGAUGCUGUGCGUGGUGUGCUGCUCCGGCUCUGGGAGGGGGAUGCAUCUGCAGCUUGUUGGGGGCAGCUGAACACCCCCCAGCCCUGAGAGCUGUGGUCACUGAGGUGCCUGCGGAGCGUGUUGUCACGCUCGGUCGGGUGUUGCACCGUCCCGGCUCAGGGCAGCGCAGGCAGCAGACACGAGGCAGGCAGCUCUGCCCACCGCAGCCACACCUGGGGGGGUCUUAACCGCCCCCCGGGUCGGGGUCCUGCACCACGUCGCUCCAGAGGAUGCACAGGGCCGUGUCCAGGGACCCCCUCCCCCGAGGUGGGCAGUCCCCCGGCUGCAGGGUGAGGAUGCCGAGGGCCCCUCGCCACCCUCGGGCUGCCCCACGGGGCUCCUGCAGCUGGGGGAUGCGUGGGCUGGUGGUGCCAACGUCACCCCCAGUGGCACUCGGUCCCCCCCAAGGCCUCCCUGGGCUGGGGCCCCCUGGCGUGUGGGCCCGGUGGGAUGCGCAGGAGGGCACGGCGGUGGGAUGCGCAGGUGGGCACAGCAGUGGGACAGCUUCCUGCAUCCCGCUGGCUGUUGGGCCACAUGCCCCCCCGGCCGUGUGUGGCGGCAGCGGUGACGCCUGUUCACCCCUUCGCAGCCCCCCCAGCGCCCUGGGCUCGGUGCCACGGGCUCCCACGAGCCACCCUGGGCUGGUAUUUGCCCCGACGCCUCCCUACAAACCUGCUGCCGCCGGUCCCGGCCCCGCCUGCUGCCCUUCCUCGGCAGCGGGAGGAGGAGGAGGCAGCUGUGGGCCAGGGACGGUGCCAGGAGCGGGAGUGGGAGUGGGACACGAGCGGGGCCACUGCACGCGCCGGACGGGACAGGACGGGACAGGAGGGCUCGGCUGUGCCCCCCACCAGCUGUGUGGACGGGACCCUCAUGGCGGGGAGGAGUGGAAGGCGGGUGCUGGAGGAGAAGCGCUGGCAGAGCCUGGAGGAGGAGGGCAGCGCGGGCACCCGGCUGGAGCACCCCACGCUCGCCAGGUCCAAAACCUGUGACCCCCCCUUCUGCGAGGAGCCGGAGCCGGCUGUGGCAGCCGUGGGCAGGCAGGGACACCCGUCCCCGUUGCUGAGCAAGCAUGCCGCCGGCUACCGCAAAGCCUUUGGGGAGCUCGCCGAGCGGGAGGCACUGCUGGCCUGCUUCUCCUGCGCCUGGCAGAAAGAGGUGCCCUACCACGGCCGCCUCUACAUCUCCUCCCACCACAUCUGCUUCCACGCCAGCCUCCUGCUCAAGGACAUCAAGGUGGUGGUCCCCAUCGCUUCCGUCUCGACCCUCAAGAAGGCCAACACAGCGCUCCUGGUGCCCAAUGCGCUCAGCAUCCGCACAGCCAGGGGGGAGAAGUUCCUCUUCGUGUUGCUGCGCCAGCGGGAAGCCACGUACCAGGUCCUCAAGUCAGUCUGCAAACACCUGCAGGACAAGAGCUGGAACUCUCUGAGCAACAAGGAAGUCCUUAGGAAGUCUCGGGUAAGGCCAGGAAAUGCUGGGCAGGAGGGUUUCAGCGGAGGGAGGUGCAGCCCCAGCCCACUGGGCUGUGAUGGGGGUGGUUGCGGUCCUGCCACCUGGAAAGGCUUUAAGUGGAGACACGGAGUUGAAAAGCCGCAGCCCAGGGCAGCCCAGACCCCAGGACCCUCAGGUUUCCUCCUUGGGACUGGCAUGAGUCCCAUCGGGUCCCACCCGUGUCCCCAUGGCUGUGGGGUGAGUGCUCUGGGGACGUGCACCACCACCAGGUCUUGUCCUCUGUCAGACCUCAAGCCAGUCGGACCUGGAGCAGAGCACCCCGGAGCCCGACAGCCUCCAGGAUCUACCAGAUGGGCUGAUCCCGAUGCCAAGGCAAGCGAAGGAGGAGGAUGAGGAGGAUGAAGAGGCGGCGGCGCUGGCUCUGAACAGCAGGGGAUCCCACACUGCGCUAUGGGCCUGGAUCACUGCGCAGCUGAGCUCCCGCAACACCAUCAUCCUCAUCUACCUGCUGCUGUGAGUCCCCAGGGCCUGCUCACAACCCUCGGGGCUUCGAGACACCCCCAGGUCCCUGUCCCCGCUGCACCCUGGCACAGGCAGGCUCCCCAGUGCAGCACUGGCAGCCUGGGGGUCCCCCACUUCCCCUUGGGCACCUGCGCUGGCCCAGCCACUGUGUCCCCAAGGCGAGUGCGUGGCAGCCUGGCCGUGGUGUUGCUCCUGCCCUGUCCCCCUGCCCGGUGGUGACCCCUGUGCCUGAUGCUGGCCUGUUUCCCAGUAUGGUGGCCCUGCUGUUGUCCUCGGGGUACCUCGGUCUGCGCAUCGUGGAGCUGGAGCAGCAGCUGGAGUCCAUGGGGGCUUGGCCAGACCCCAAGCAUUUGCAGCAGUGAGUGGUGGAGCCGGGGAUGCUCCGUCCUCAGCACAGCAGGGACUCUCUGCGCCCUGACCUCUCCCCAGGACAGCAUCUUGUACGAAGAUGAGGACACCAAGGACCCAGCCAUCACCAGGGCCUCGGCCCCAGCUGGGGGGCGCAGGCUCGGGAGCUGCUUCCUCCACCUCUUGGGGGGCAGCCGGGGUCUCCACCUCGCUCCCCCCGUGUCUCCCCACCCUGAGCAGCAGCAGCAGGAGGAACCCAGGCAGCUCCCCGGGGGCAAAGAGAAGCGCACAGGGUCUGGCUGGGGUCCAGCGCCCAUCACCCCUGUCCCCAGCCCUCCCACCGAGGGGAUGUGGCAAGCAGCGGUGGGCCCAGUGCCGGGCAAGGCAGGGACAAAGGGACAGACUACCAAUAAAGGUGUGAACCCCCCCUCUGGGGGUGCUCUGGGGUAGGGGUGGCCCACGUUGCCCCCUCCCCAAGGACAAGUGGCUGCCUUAUUUCUUGGGACAAGUGGAGGGAGGCCGCGAGCUCCCCGCCCCAGGGCAAGACUUGUGGGGGGAGCUGGAGUGGCCGGCGUGGAGCAGCAUCCCACCAGGCCAGAAGCCCCAGGAUGAGCACCAACCAGCCCCCCACUCUGCAUCCCCUUGCCACACUCCCCAGGAGCACCCCAGCAGGGCUGGGGGACCGG
This is a messenger RNA of Falco peregrinus (peregrine falcon), 4191 nucleotides long. Its product is annotated as GRAM domain-containing protein 2A-like. NCBI's taxonomy places the organism in Eukaryota, Metazoa, Chordata, Aves, Falconiformes, Falconidae. The transcript is spliced from 9 exons. The record is from RefSeq and is a predicted model, not a curated record. The coding region runs from base 1637 to 3028 and encodes 463 amino acids.